Messenger RNA from Schistocerca cancellata (South American locust), 729 nucleotides. RefSeq names its product guanine nucleotide-binding protein G(s) subunit alpha isoforms XLas-like. The annotation marks the transcript as partial. NCBI's taxonomy places the organism in Eukaryota, Metazoa, Arthropoda, Insecta, Orthoptera, Acrididae. The transcript has a single exon. The record is from RefSeq and is a predicted model, not a curated record.
AUGGCACAACCACCGGUCCUACUAACCAUCACGAGGCAAGAAAACUCUCCUGGCAGUUACGAGGUCCACAGGACUGACCAAACGAACAGCCAAGGUGAAAUAAGCCCGAAAUCCCGACUUCUACUCGCGAACGCGAUAGCGGGUUUAACCGGGAAAGACAGGAAAAAAUACGAGCGACGUCUGGAGAGGGCUCUCAAACCGCGCCCAGCGAUCGAGACGACGCCACCAUGUGCGCGCCCACUAAAAGCGAGCUUAAAAUCCAAUAAGAAAAAGUCCCCCAUUAAACAGCGAAAGUCGCCGCUGAGAAAAACAUCGGCCAAGACGAGGAAAACUCAGCGCGCGGAAAGACCGGCUAGCCCGUGCGAGGCACAGCCGACCGAGUCAGCGCAGGACGCGCCCGAGCGGACAAAGGCCGCCACGUGCUCAGGUAACGGAGCGGGCGGCCCCGCGCAGGUACAAUGCGCCGAGGCACGAGGCGAGCACAAUGGCCCGGCCGCGCCACCCGGUCCGUCGCGGGAACAAAGCCGCGACGCAGGUACCACGCCAGCACCGGCGGCCGCCGUGCAGCGCGCUGCUGUGGGCACGCCGCGGCAUGAGAAUGCAGCGGCGGGCGAGCAGCAGUGCGCGGACGUGGCGGACGCCGAACCUUCCACACCAUACGACGAUGACGGUUUCCAGAGGCCCAAAAGAACCGCCGGCCGCUCCCCUGUGCUGCACACAGCCUCCCCG